AUGAUCAGGACUGAAAAGAAGCCAGAAACAGACUUGUCUGUUGGAUUUUUUCAACUGUUUCGAUUCGCGACAUGGAAGGACACUCUGAUGAUGGUGGUUGGGGGGCUUUGUGCCCUGGUCCAUGGGGCGGCCUCCCCCCUCAUGCUGCUGGUGUACAGUAUGAUGACCAACACGUUUGUGGCCUACGAGCUGGAGGUACAGGAGCUAGCAGAUCCCAACAAGACCUGCACCAACAACACCAUCACCUGGACCAAUGGCUCUGUGGUAGAGCUGGCAGACAACACCACCAUAGACUGUGGAGUUGACAUUGAAGCUCAGAUGACCUUGUUUGCAUAUUACUAUAUUGGCAUUGGAGCUGCAGUCCUUCUUGUCAGUUAUUUUCAAAUUGCCCUGUGGGUGUCGGCGGCAGCCCGGCAGACCCAGCGGAUCAGGAAGACUUUCUUCCGGAAGGUCAUGUGCAUGGAGAUUGGCUGGUUUGACUGCAACUCUGUCGGAGAGCUGAACACCAGAAUGUCAGAUGACAUCAACAAGAUAAACAACGCUAUAGCGGACCAGGUGUCCAUCUUCAUCGAGCGAAUCUCCACCUUCAUCUUCGGCUUCAUGGUGGGGUUCAUCGGUGGCUGGAAGCUGACGCUCGUGGUCAUCGCAGUGAGCCCUCUGAUUGGGCUGGCGGCCGGACUAAUGGCCAUGGCGGUGUCGAGGCUGACGGGCCGGGAGCUGCAGGCCUACGCCAAGGCGGGCGCCGUGGCGGACGAGGUGCUGUCCGCCAUCAGAACGGUGGCGGCUUUCGGAGGGGAGAGGAAGGAGGCAGAGAGGUACGACAGCAACCUGGUGGAGGCCCAGAGGUGGGGUGUUAAAAAAGGGACCAUCAUCGGUGUGUUUCAGGGCUACCUCUGGUGCAUCAUCUUUCUCUGCUAUGCUUUGGCCUUUUGGUACGGCUCAAAGCUGGUCAUAGACACCAAGGAGCUCUCACCUGGGAGUCUCAUUCAGGUGUUCUUUGGCGUUCUAAUGGCGGCCAUGAAUCUGGGCCAGGCUUCGCCGUGUCUGGAGGCCUUCGCUUCAGGCCGCGCCGCCGCCAAGGCCAUCUUUGACACCAUCGACAGGGAGCCGGAAAUCGACUGUUUCUCAGAGGACGGGCACAAACUCGAGAGGGUGAAGGGUGACAUCCAGUUCCACAGUGUCACAUUUAACUAUCCCUCCCGCCCAGACGUCAAGAUUUUAGACGACUUGAAACUGCUGGUCAAGGCUGGAGAAACGACAGCUUUCGUCGGGCCAAGUGGUUCGGGGAAAAGCACUACAAUACAGCUUAUUCAGAGAUUCUACAAUCCCAAGGAAGGAAUGGUGACGCUGGACGGCCAUGACAUCCGGGGGCUGAACAUCCAGUGGCUGCGCUCUCUGAUCGGCAUCGUGGAGCAGGAGCCCGUGCUGUUCGCCACCACCAUCGCCGAGAACAUCCGCUACGGCCGCUCGGACGUCUCCAUGGAGGACAUCGUCAACGCCGCCAAGGAGGCCAACGCCUACAACUUCAUCAUGGAUCUACCUCAGAAAUUCGAGACCCUGGUGGGGGAGGGCGGGGGUCAGAUGAGCGGGGGACAGAAGCAGAGGAUAGCCAUCGCUCGAGCCCUGGUCAGAAACCCCAGGAUCCUGCUCCUGGACAUGGCCACCUCUGCCCUGGACAACGAGAGCGAAGCCGUGGUUCAGGAAGCACUGGAUAAGGCUCGUUGGGGCCGAACCACCAUCACCAUCGCCCACCGCCUGUCCACCAUUCACAACGCGGACGUCAUCGUGGGGUUCGAGCACGGCCGGGCGGUGGAGAGGGGCUCUCACAGCGAGCUGCUGGCCCGGAAGGGCGUGUACUUCACCCUGGUCACUCUGCAGAGCCAGGGCGGAGGCAUGGCCAAUGACAAAGAAAAGAAGGCUCUUGAGAUGGAAACCACAGAGGAGCCUUGCAUUGAGAGAGUGAGCAGUUUCAGCAGAGGGAGUUACAAGUCUGGGCUCAGGCGGUCUCUGCGUCUGAGGUCACAGUCCCAGCUGUCAAACAGCCGCCCCCCUGACGCCAUAUCCGGAAACAUCCAGAUGGAGGCGGACACCUUCAGCCAGGGGGUGGAGAGUGAGAAAGUAAGGUGAAGCAAUGCUGAGGAUGGAGUGGAGGAGUCCAUAGAACCGGCGCCGGUAACCCGGAUUCUGAAGUACAACCGGCCCGAGUGGCCCUACAUGCUGCUGGGCUCCCUGGGAGCGGCGGUGAACGGAUCGGUCAACCCCAUCUAUGCCGUGUUAUUUAGCCAGAUCCUCGGGACCUUCUCCAUCCGAGAUCUUGACGAGCAGAGGCAGCAGAUUAACGGCAUAUGCGUGCUGUUCGUCAUGGUGGCUGUCGUGAGCUUCUUCUCUCAGUUCCUGCAGGGCUACACCUUCGCGAAGUCGGGGGAGCUGCUGACGAGGAGGUUGCGCAGGCUGGGGUUCGAGGCCAUGCUGAGGCAGGAGGUUGGCUGGUUCGAUGACCCCAGGAACAGCCCCGGAGCCCUGACCACCCGGCUGGCCACUGACGCCUCCAUGGUCCAAGGGGCUACAGGAUCGCAGAUUGGAAUGAUCGUCAACUCCCUGACCAACAUUGGAGCAUCUUUCAUCAUAGCCUUCUACUUCAGCUGGAAGCUCACCCUGGUGGUGAUGUGCUUUCUGCCACUGAUUGGGUUGUCAGGGGUCUUCCAGGCAAAAAUGCUGACAGGCUUUGCAAACGAUGACAAGAAGGCCUUGGAGGCUGCAGGUCAGGUUUCCAGUGAAGCCAUGGCCAACAUUAGGACCAUUGCAGGUUUAGCCAAAGAGAAAAAGUUUGUAGACUUAUACGAGCAGCAGCUGGAGGCUCCGUAUCGAGCUGCUAAGAAAAAGGCCAAUGUGUACGGCAUCUGCUUUGCCUUCGCUCAAUGUGUGAUCUUCAUGGCGUACGCUGCCUCCUUCCGAUACGGCGGCUAUCUCGUCAACUACGAAGGACUGCACUACAUGGUGGUUUUCAGGGUGAUUUCUGCCAUAGUAAUCAGCGGCACGGCCCUGGGAAAAGCCUCCUCCUUCACCCCAGACUACGCCAAAGCCAAGACAGCUGCUGCACAGCUGUUCCGACUGUUGGACAGAGUGCCCAGGAUCAGCCUGAGCCAGACUGAGGGCGAGAGAUGGGACAAGUUCAGAGGAGAGGUCGGGUUCAUCGACUGCAAGUUCACGUACCCGACCCGCCCAGACGUGCAGGUGCUGAACGGGCUGUCGGUGUCGGUGAAGCCGGGCCAGACUCUGGCCUUCGUGGGCAGCAGCGGCUGUGGCAAAAGCACCAGCGUGCAGCUGCUGGAGAGAUUCUACGACCCCGACCAGGGCAGGGUGCUGAUAGACGGGCGUCCCUCUGGGCGUGUGAACGUGCCCUUCCUGAGGGCUCAGAUUGGCAUCGUUUCCCAGGAGCCUGUGCUCUUUGACUGCAGCAUUGCGGAGAACAUCCAGUACGGAGACAACACUCGAAGCGUCAGCAUGCAGGAAGUGGAGGAGGCUGCCAAGAAGGCUUACCUGCACGAUUUCGUGAUGACGCUGCCAGAUAAAUAUGAAACUCAGGUUGGGGUGCAGGGGUCCCAGCUGUCCCGUGGGCAGAAGCAGCGCAUCGCCAUCGCCCGGGCGAUCGUGAGGAACCCCAAAAUCCUGCUGCUGGACGAGGCCACGUCGGCGCUGGACACGGAGAGCGAGAAGACGGUCCAGGCCGCUCUGGAUGAAGCUCGUCAGGGCCGUACCUGCAUCGUCAUCGCCCACAGACUGUCCACCAUCCAGUCCGCUGACAUCAUCGCUGUCAUGUCCCAGGGAGCCGUCAUCGAGAAGGGGACACACGAGGAGCUCAUGGCCAAGAGGGCCGCCUAUUACAAACUGGUCACGACAGGCGCCCCCAUCAGCUAGACAGAGAGGCACCUGGCUCCUUCUGUUGUAUCAGCUGCAAUCCUCUAAUGGGUGAUCAAUUAUGAGGUUCAGUGGCUUUUAAUAGGGCAAAUAAGGGAGUCAGUCUUUGCUACUGCACUGUGGGAAACAGGGGACAGAGAACCUUUGCUACUCCCGCAGCCAAAGGGGACAUCAGGAUCGAGAGCGGUUCUUCACUUACGUAUACUGUCUAGGAUUUCCACACUCAAUGGUUAUGGUUACUGCACAGUCCUCAAAC
Megalops cyprinoides (Indo-Pacific tarpon) is the source of this 4174-nucleotide messenger RNA. RefSeq names its product ATP-binding cassette, sub-family B (MDR/TAP), member 11a (gene abcb11a). Gene Ontology annotation, biological process: transmembrane transport. The transcript is spliced from 26 exons. Gene Ontology annotation, cellular component: membrane. The record is from RefSeq and is a predicted model, not a curated record. Lineage: Eukaryota; Metazoa; Chordata; Actinopteri; Elopiformes; Megalopidae. Gene Ontology annotation, molecular function: ATP binding; ABC-type transporter activity; ATP hydrolysis activity.